UUGUCUCGCAGGUUGCAGUGCAGAGAAGAAACAUGAAGUUGUUGGCGCUGGUUUUAACCGUCACCCUGCUGUUUGCAGCUGGCGAAAUGCUGACCUGCCACAGGUGCGUGUCCCGUCUGCCAGGGGAAGCAUGCACAUUAAGCAUGGAGACGUGCAUGCCAGAGGAGGACGGUUGUGUUGCCAUCAAAUUCCGCCUCCCCCCGUGUAAGUCUGAGGUCAUCAAAGGUCACGUGUCACCAAAUUUAAUGUUAGAUGAUGUGCCAAUUCACUCUCAUCUUUUUAAAACUGAUUUUUUUUUCUUCGCAGACGGUAAAAAGCAGAAGUGCAUGGCUGCGGCGGCGUGUGAGCAGUUGAAGCUGAACGCGUACCUAAACGUCACAUGCUGUGGCGGAGACAUGUGCAACACCAUAUAGAAUUACAUGCCAUAAAAUGAAUGGGGCACCGAAGUUCCCGUGAGC
Molecule: messenger RNA, 458 nt
Organism: Thalassophryne amazonica
Lineage: Eukaryota; Metazoa; Chordata; Actinopteri; Batrachoidiformes; Batrachoididae
Gene: ly97.3
Product: lymphocyte antigen 97, tandem duplicate 3
Exons: 3
Coding region: 33-413 (126 amino acids)
Source: RefSeq, a predicted model, not a curated record